This is a messenger RNA of Morchella sextelata, 501 nucleotides long. RefSeq lists its product as uncharacterized. The coding region runs from base 1 to 501 and encodes 166 amino acids. The transcript has 4 exons. The record is from RefSeq and is a predicted model, not a curated record. NCBI's taxonomy places the organism in Eukaryota, Fungi, Ascomycota, Pezizomycetes, Pezizales, Morchellaceae.
AUGAACGCCCAAACGAUGGAAAAUCCCGCCCCAAUCCAAUGGGCUAUGUACACAGCCGAGGACCGCCCAUAUUGCCUCAACAACGCCCAAGAGGUAGGUGCGGAAAAGGUCUCGGACCCCAAUGUUAAGGAUGCUCCCGAGAAGAAUGACCUCACACCUUGCUCCAAGCCUAUCGAGGAUCCCCCGAUUGCUGAGGCUCAUCACGUUGCCCCGCCAGCGCCCACAUCUCCCAAAAAGCCCCUCCCCGACUUCAUGACUAUGAAAGAGGCCGAGCGUUCUUUAGGUCUCAAGAAAACAUUUGCGUCUGCGGCCUUCAUUGAGGGCAAAUUUUCAAUCGAUGGGAAGUUUUGCGUGACCAAACCCGGCCGCUGCAAUAAGUGCACGGUCUCCCGGGUACCUUGCAUUCAACCGGUGGAGGGAAGAAUCAGGUGCUCGCUCUGUGUCCGUCAAGGACAAUCAUGCUACACCGGUGGGAGGAAACGGUUGAGAGGGAAUGAAUGA